CGCAUUUAUCUAUUCCUCUAUCUCCUCUCUUCCCUUUUCCAUUGCCAUUUCAUUCAGUUCUCAUUUCAUUAUUCUCAUUUAAUCUCCUGAUCAAGUAACGACCUUUCUCACCCCAAACUCUCUCUGCACUCUCUACACUUCGUACUCUCUGCUCACUCUGCGCCUAACACUUAGUAUUCCGCCCAUUCUUCCCUAGACAAUUUUCUUUUCUUUUAUUCUUCACUCUCUACUCACUAAGAUCCAAUUGUAUUCUUCAUUCUCCGCUCUAUCAUUUACCAAGAAGGCAACCAUGUCCGCACCCUCCGCCAAUGAUGCUCGGUCAAUGGCGCAGGCUAUCCUCAUGGCCCAUCUUCACUCUCGUCACCAUGAUCUCCUCUCCUGGGCUUCUGUUCCAUUGAAGCAGCACAUUCUUUCACAUGGCGAAAGCAUGAACAGCUACUUUAAGCCAUGGCCACAGGAUGAGGUGAAGACAUUUGCAGCAAAAUCAUAUGUAUUAUAUCCAACGACCGCAACAACUAUUGAGCACUGUAUGCGAAGACACUCGUCUUUAAGCCAGCCCCCAUUUGCUGUUUCCUCCCCCUCCUCAUUCCUUUCUUCUGUGGCCUCUCCUACUGUCUUUAAUUGUCAUUCAUGGGAAAGUGCGUCAGUAUUUUUCCAAAAGAAACAACAAUAUCAACAAGCGCUUGACACUGAGGCUGUUACCUCUUCUUCCUAUUCCCCUUGCUCUUUGCACUUGAAUCUAAACCCGAGUCCAGCUCUAAGUUUAAAUACGGCAUUAGCACUGGUUCCUGUAGGAGAGUCCCACCCUGGUUCAGGCAAUCUUUGGGGAGUUGUGCUUGUUGCUGAAAGGAACGUGCCUGCUAAAAAUACUACUGGAAUAAAGGAAGGGGAUAGAGAAACAGGAGCGAUUGAGGAAAAAAUAGUUUGGAGGUACCAUCAUCUGACAGUGAUUCCUCUAGAAGAGUUGGUUCAGUCCAACUGCUGGAUCCGAGACGGUCCUAAUUUUGAUCAAGGUUUAAUAAUUGAGUCUCCGAAUCAGCAACAAUUACAACAACAGCAAGCAGCACUUCAGCCCACACCAACCACAUUUUCUUGCCCACAGCCACAUUCCCAAUUCCGUGUCUACGAUCAAGUUCACCAAGAACAAGAUGAUGAUUCAGAUGAUUCAGAUGAUGAUUAUUGGGGCCAAUACAGUGAUGCAGAGACUGAGUCACCUGUCAAAGAAAAAUCUCCCACACUCCAGUCUACUGAGCCCAUUAUCACCACAUCUACUCAAGACUUUAUAAAUACUGCUUCUGUCACUGCUACGGAACCGGAAGCUGUUAAAAUUAAGGACGAAGAUGAGAAUGAAGAAGAGGAUGAUGACUAUUGGCAUAAGUAUGCCAUAGAUCAGCAUGAUGAAGAGGAGGGAUCCCAACAAUCAGAAGGAGAAGAGUCAGACCAUCGGGAAAACUCAUAUGAGCACGAGUCCAUAGACCUUGUUGAUUCCUUUGGUCUUGUUGAACAUGGCCAUGUUCAUGGAAGUGGAUCUGAGUCAAAACGAAUUCUAGCAUCGUUCGAAGAUACAGCAAUAUCCAGAUCUAGUGGCCUUGAUAACGAAAUAGAAGCUAGUACUAGCGAUAAUGGAUCGCUACGGUUACGGGGAAUGUCAAGCUCUUCUACCUUCUUAGGUGCUCCGGCUUCUCUGCAGGCAUAUGUGCCUGGACCAGUUGAUCCUGUUACAUUGACGAUGUUGUUGGAAAGGUUGAUCACAAAUGUUGAUCAAGAUAAUGAAGAUGAAGAUAAAAAAGAGGAGGAGAAGGAGGGAAAAGAAGAGAGGAAGGAAGGAGAAAGGACUGAAAAUGAGCGGGAUUUUCCUUGCAAUCCUGCUCAAACAUCUCUCAUGAAUGAAGAAGUGAAUAUCGAUGGUAGUACAGAUUACCAACAACCUAGUGAGGGCCAACAUUCAAAUGUCUUUCCGCACGGUAUCAACAAUAUUAAGGUUCAGUCGAAACAUUUGCUCCCAAUAGUUGAUGCAUCUGUGUUUGCAUCAACAAGAUUAUAUCAAGUACAUGUAGAUCAGGGCGACUGCGACAAAGGGAGCCCAUGCUCAAGAUUAAGAGUACAAUCACUGCCGUCCUGUAUAUCAUCCACAAACAUGAUUGACGACACAUUCCAGGAGGAUAUGCAGGAGAUACAGGAAGCAACAAUAGUUGUACAAGGAUUACAGGACCCCUCCAUUUCCUAUCCUUCCUCUCUAGCAUCACCUUUAAGUUCAGCCUCAGCCUGCGUUGACUCUGUAUACGAUGAUGAUCACUGCGAUGGUAAACCUUCAUCUGUUUCUACUUCUGCCUCUGCUUUUGUCCCCACCACUGAUACACGAGGAGGCGACAGCAGCGAGAACGACAAGGAGAGCAUCCGCCAUAAUCUGCUGUCUGCUGUCAUGAAAGCGUCUGUCUCAGGUAUAUCCAAGAACGAGUUGCUGGGAAUGUUGGAUACAAUUUAUGAGGCGUCCGAUAUCACUCUGUAGAAAAUUUUUAAAAAAAAAAAUCAGCAUGUAAUAAAAGCAUAC
Messenger RNA from Lobosporangium transversale, 2551 nucleotides. RefSeq lists its product as hypothetical. The coding region runs from base 290 to 2509 and encodes 739 amino acids. The transcript is spliced from 2 exons. The record is from RefSeq and is a predicted model, not a curated record. Lineage: Eukaryota; Fungi; Mortierellomycota; Mortierellomycetes; Mortierellales; Mortierellaceae.